Messenger RNA from Guillardia theta CCMP2712, 2166 nucleotides. RefSeq lists its product as hypothetical. NCBI's taxonomy places the organism in Eukaryota, Cryptophyceae, Pyrenomonadales, Geminigeraceae. The transcript is spliced from 3 exons. The coding region runs from base 1 to 2166 and encodes 721 amino acids. The record is from RefSeq and is a predicted model, not a curated record.
AUGCAGAUGCAGAUGCAGAUGCAGAUGCAGAUGCAGAUGCAGAUGCAGAUGCAGAUGCAGAUGCAGAUGCAGAUGCAGAUGCAGAUGCAGAAAUGCAGAAGUAGAAAGGAAAAGCAGAUGCAGAUGCAGAUGCAGAUGCAGAUGCAGAUGCAGAUGCAGAUGCAGAUGCAGAUGCAGAUGCAGAUGCAGAUGCAGAUGCAGAGGACAGAAACAGGAGGAUCCAACGGAGGCUCAGAGCAGGGAUCAUGUUCGAGUGACGAGCAUGGUAAAGAUGAGUUUGAAACAUUUGAGGCAAUAGAAAACAUUGUCAAAGGCAACAUGCCUGUCAAGUUCAGUAAGACAGGUAUUCAACAGGAGUUUCGUGAGCUGCCGCUUGAGGUCGGGUAUGAGAAGGAGGGAUGUGUGAUCUUCAGAUUCGACACUGACAAAGACAACAUCUACUGCUUUCAAAAGAUUUACAAUGAGCUUGAGAGGUUGCGUCCGGACGGGUUCUCUUCCAAACAGAUGCUGUUGGAUUUCAUCUGGUCUUGUGUGUACAAUGACGAGCACAGCAAGUUCUAUCAGAUAUCGCUAGAGAGCUUCGAGGAUCUUGAUGUCAGAGAGCAUGACGAAGAUAUGGUGCUCGAUCUGACUGAGACCAUCAGGCCGCAUAUCCAUGCAACGUCUUCACACGAGGGGUCGCAGUUCGAGUUCAAACCAGCCAUUUCCUGGAUCGAUUUGAUGUGUAUGAUUGUCAAUCAGUCAUCCCUCGCCAACCUCUCGUCCCUCCUUCAACCUAAGUCUAUCUCCAAGCUGAUCGCUAUGUCCGGUUGCGCUCCUGACCUCUUGCCGGUCUACUGCAAGCGUCGGUCCGAUGCUCAUCCUCCAGAUAGCGUGAGCGUGAUCGUCAGGGUCGCUUACCUCUUGACCAUGUUAGGCUCCACUCCAGGGUUCUACGACGGGAGCAACAACACCAACGCACAAGUCAUAUUCAGCAUCAUGAAGCAGGCCAUCAUCAUCGACUGCUUGGGGCAGAUGUGUCAGGGCAACCUUGGCAGGGAUCGAGACAUCAUCUUGAGGCUUGUUUGCUGCACUGCCUUGAUGUUCCUGGACCUGGCUGGUGAUUACGCUACCAUCCUGACGCUAGUGAGCUAUGCUGUGCUUAUCAACCUCGAGGAAGAGAAAUACGACGAGUAUCCCGUGCUCUCCAUGCUCGAUGGCUCUACAAACUCGGGGUUUCUUAUCAGCAACGUCAAGGCUCCCGCUCAAGACUGGCUCCUGUAUGCCAACAAGGCCCAUGAGGGCGUGAUCAUGCCCAACGGGGAUGUGAUCUUCUUGUCCAACGGGUUGAAGCCAAACUUGACUGACUUUAAUCUUAAGUUGCUGGACUCGGACAACGAGACGCUUGCUGUGCUCUCCGUCAGUGACCUCAAAGGCAGGCUCAAAGAGCUCGUGCAGAGAAGCGCCAAAAUCAUAUUCGGCGGCAUCACAGCAGCAUCGUUGUUGUUGCUGAUAGAUGGAUUCUUCAUCGGAUGGCUCACCCGAGCUCCCAACAGUCAGGUCACCGCUAUCGUUGGCUUCAUUCUCUUCUUUCUCAUGUUCUGCGACGACUUGACUCAGAGGUUCGUGUCCUACACCAUGAACAAGUACUUCGUGCUGGUCAUCGUGACUGCUCUCGCGGUCGCUCAGAACACUGCUCUGAGCGACCAUGGUGUUUUGGACGACAGCACGCAAGCAGACACGAAGAAGUUGAUCUUUCCCAUUGCCAGCCUUAUUGUUCUCAUUGGUGCGGUGGCAUGGUGGGUCAAAGCAGGAAGUUUUUUCUCCAUUGAUAGGAGUUUGUUCAAGUCCAACAAGACUGGAAUCACCUUCUUCACACUGCGGAACAUUAUCAACCGCAAGAUCAACAGCCUCAGCGAGACUGAAUGUGCAGCCUUGUUGGAAGGCCUUGCUGGGCGAGCAGAUUCAGACCAGAAUUCCGCCGUAAAAUGCAACAAAUUUUCACAGAAGUAUUGGUGGUAUAAGGUGACUAUCAUUCUCAAUUCUAUUGAAGACGACGACAUUGAUCAAUUCGUGAAGAAGUAUCUUCACGAUGAGUGGCAGAUUGCAAAUGUCUUUGGCGACUUUGUUGUGCCUGUUGGACACUCAAGAAGUCCACAAACUGACAAUCAGAGGUUGGAAAUUUGA